Messenger RNA from Sorghum bicolor (sorghum), 567 nucleotides. Its product is annotated as oxygen-evolving enhancer protein 3-1, chloroplastic. The coding region runs from base 82 to 450 and encodes 122 amino acids. NCBI's taxonomy places the organism in Eukaryota, Viridiplantae, Streptophyta, Magnoliopsida, Poales, Poaceae. Gene Ontology annotation, cellular component: extrinsic component of membrane; photosystem II oxygen evolving complex; photosystem II. Gene Ontology annotation, biological process: photosynthesis. Gene Ontology annotation, molecular function: calcium ion binding. The record is from RefSeq and is a predicted model, not a curated record. The transcript has 2 exons.
ACGCAUGACUGCUCGUGCUCGACCGACCGACCGACGAAGCGCACACUCACGGUCAGAGAAAAAGCUCCGACGACAGCUGAGAUGGCACAAGCCAUGGCGUCGAUGACCGGCCUCUCGCAGGGCGUCCUGCCCAGCAGGCGCGCCGCCAACAGGGCCAGGGCGGCCGCCGUCGUCGUCAGGGCGUCCGCCGAGGGCGAGGCCGCCGCGGCGCAGCCGGGCCGCCGCGCCGUGCUCGGGCUGGUGGCCACCGGCGUCGUCGGCGGCGCCUUGUCGCAGGCGGUGCACGCCGCGACCGUCAAUUCCAUCAAGAUCGGAGCCCCGCCGCCGCCCUCCGGUGGACUCCGUGAGUUCCUCUGCCUGCCCGCGCGCGCCUUCAUACAGCUUUCCUCUUUCUUUGAUAUGCUUCCUAUCCACCAAAGCCUUUUUUAUAUACAUCUCUCGAACCUUUGAUUGCGAGUUCAGAAUCGUCUGGAGCUGAUUUGUAAGGCUUUAGUUUCAAAUUUUAGCUUAAAAACAUUUAUAUUUCCUCCACUUCCAAGAUUAAUAAACAAACAUCAGUAGGCCGUA